CGCAUAUUCUGUCAGUAACGUCAAUUACCUCAGAUAAAUAACUCUAUGUAUGAAACAUAUCUCUGAAAGAAACUGUACAGUGUGCUGACUUGCUGAAAGAAAGAAAGAAAGAAAGAAGAUUAGUUUUGCCUCAAUUUGAGAUUAAACAACAAAAAUGCUGAGCUAACGUUAGCGUGUCAACUGUUAGCAGGAUUGUCAAGUUUUUACAACAAAACCUCCCAACACGUUCCCCAUUAAAAAUCGCGUUCCUGGGAGGUAGAAUGCCCUUUUUUGGGGGGCUGGGUUUCCCUUGGUAAACUUAGCUUUCCAGGGGCUAAAUAUUGCGCUAUUGUGUUCGCUUCAACGCGUCAACAGUGUCAAAGUAGACCAGUUACGUCGGAAAACCGCGGACUUGGCAACACUGCUGUGAGGCUCGCGUGCCACUGUUUCCAGUGAACAUGCUCUUAUCUGACAGAAACACCUUAAUCAACAAUAGGCGGAGUAAAUGGCUAGGGGCAACCCACUCCAUCACUAGAUUAAAAUGACGCGAUAAAUGGCGACGCUUCCGUAAUUUGCGUGAGAACUAUGCUAUCGUGAACUUUCGUUAACUUUUGCCGAGUUAUUUCGUGAGCUUCACCGAAACUAUUGACCCAGUGAGCUGAUUGACAGCUCUCGGUCCAAUCAAAACAGACACACAUGCCUGGUAUCAUCCAAUCAGAUCUCGUCUUGAGCGGAAUGGGCGUUACCUGGAAAGUUAGGAAAUGCAAUUGUUUGUACCCCAGUUGAAGUAGAAGUGAUCUAUCAACGAGGGAAGUAGAUAGUUUCUGAACCUUCCGAACAACUAACACACGUUAAAACAAACCAAUGGAAAACAACGAAAGAGACGGAACGGGUGUUAAAUAUUAUCGAUUGUCAGAGGUGGAGGAAAGGAACUCUUUUAAAAGCACAUGGAUCAUCAUUCAUAAUAAAGUGUACGACGUCACGAAGUUUCUCGAAGAGCACCCGGGUGGAGAGGAGGUGCUGCGAGAGCAGGCGGGUGGAGAUGCCACCGAGAGUUUUGAAGAUGUGGGUCACUCCACAGAUGCACGAGAGAUGGCCAGCUCUUUUCUCAUAGGAGAGCUGCAUCCAGACGACCGGGACAAGGUCCCCAAACCACCAGAAUCACUUGUGACAACCGUAGAAGAAACCACAAGCUGGUGGUCAAACUGGUUGAUACCCGCUGUCGCCGCGGUGAUCGUCACCUUGAUGUACCGUUUAUAUAUGGUAGAGGAGGCAUGAUGGGAUGUUUCUCCAGCUCUGCCUACAACUACAUUACCCAUAAUCCAUUUCAGGGUUUCUCCAUUACCAUAAAGAUUCUACUAAUGAAGGCAACUUUUGUGUUCGUUUCAGUGUCUGUUGUCAUGUAUCCCUUGAGAUUUAAAAACUGAUAUAUGCAGAUGUUUUUAUGAUAUAUGAAAGGAUAUUUUAGAUCUAGCAUUAUACAUAUGCAUACUUAAGAUGAAGUUUUGAUUCGUAUAAUUGUGUAAUACUGUACCAUGUAUUCAUUUGAAACAUCCACAGUGAAGCGGGGGAUAUCCUGAAUAUCAUCACAUGCCUGAAGAAAGCAUUUUGUUCCUCAGAGAAAGCAUUUAGUUUCACUUGAAAUGUUGUCCAUCUUCACGUCAUUGGAAGUUGAUUGUACUCGGACCAGAGAGUUCUCACAAAAAAAAAACAAAAAAAAAACAGAAUAAAAUGUAAUGUUUAACAAAAUAACAGGUAAUUAUUUUGUCAUUAAUAUGCUAAUUAUGAUAGAUUUACUGGAUAUUCUGCUAUAUAUAUAUAUAUAUAUAUAUAUAUAUAUAUAUAUAUAUAUAUAUAUAUUUUUUUUUUUUUUCUGACUUUAAUAGUCAGAAAAAAUACUUUCUUCAUUUGUUCUGUGCAAAACAAAUUCGUAUUUUUAUUUUCAAUGUGGGGGAAAAUAUGAAAUAGAAAUGUUUAGAAUGUGUUUUUUACACAACCUGAUCAAAAAUAUCAUCGUGCUUAAUUAGACUAGUAGUCACCACGUUAAUUUCUGAAGUGAAGUGCAACACCGUUAUCAUAUUUUUAUCUGCCGGUUAUACAUUUAUAUUUAAAGGCAUAUCAGUGUACCACGAUGAAAGGUGCUUAUACCCCCCCCCCCCUUUUUUUUAAACAAAAACUGAAUGUAAUAUUCUUGUACAGGUAUGUGAUAUAAGGUCCAAGCAGCUUUCCCAUAGACACAUCCUUCCAGAUGUUUACAGUGUGUUCGGUGCUGCUCCAGCUCCACACUAAUGCUGAAGACUGAGAGAAUGACACAUUGUAACGUUGACUGAAAUGCUCCAGUCAAAUCAUUCAACUUCAUUGUGUCCCAAUAAACAAAUAAACUGAUUAUGUGA
Carassius gibelio (silver crucian carp) is the source of this 2372-nucleotide messenger RNA. RefSeq names its product cytochrome b5. Gene Ontology annotation, cellular component: intracellular membrane-bounded organelle; membrane. The transcript is spliced from 5 exons. The coding region runs from base 844 to 1257 and encodes 137 amino acids. Lineage: Eukaryota; Metazoa; Chordata; Actinopteri; Cypriniformes; Cyprinidae. Gene Ontology annotation, molecular function: heme binding. The record is from RefSeq and is a predicted model, not a curated record.